Molecule: messenger RNA, 1500 nt
Organism: Symphalangus syndactylus (siamang)
Lineage: Eukaryota; Metazoa; Chordata; Mammalia; Primates; Hylobatidae
Gene: CSNK1A1L
Product: casein kinase 1 alpha 1 like
Biological process (GO): protein phosphorylation
Molecular function (GO): ATP binding; protein kinase activity
Source: RefSeq, a predicted model, not a curated record
GCAAGGCAGCGACCGCCACCCAGAAAGAGGUGGUGGCCCAGCCUGGCAACCUUGAGAAACCCUCGCAAACUGUGGCCUGGUGGAAAUCCUGAUGUGCUACAGGAUCAGGCUGACUCCAGGCCCUGUAACACCGGGAAAGGCCUCGGUGGCCAUUUCCAGCAGCCCUCAUCCUCAGCCUUGCGGGCCGGCGGGCCCCGGAGGCCUCCAUCCUCCCCUAGAGGGGUCAGGGCUGAGCCCAGCCUCCAUCUUUGCCUCUAAGGAUGGCAAACAACAGCGGCUCCAAGGCCGAACUCGUUGUGGGAGGGUAAUACAAACUGGUGCGGAAGAUCGGGUCUGGCUCCUUUGGGGACGUUUAUCUGGGCAUCACCACCACCAACGGCGAGGAAGUAGCAGUGAAGCUGGAAUCUCAGAAGGUCAAGCACCCCCAGUUGCUGUAUGAGAGCAAACUCUACACGAUUCUUCAAGGUGGGGUUGGCAUCCCCCACAUGCACUGGUAUGGUCAGGAAAAAGACAACAAUGUGCUAGUCAUAGACCUUCUGGGACCCAGCCUCGAAGACCUCUUUAAUUUCUGUUCAAGAAGGUUCACCAUGAAAACUGUACUUAUGUUAGCCGACCAGAUGAUCAGCAGAAUUGAAUACCUGCAUACAAAGAAUUUUCUACACCGAGACAUUAAACCAGAUAACUUCCUGAUGGGUACUGGGCGUCACUGUAAUAAGUUGUUCCUUAUUGAUUUUGGUUUGGCCAAAAAGUACAGAGACAACAGGACCAGGCAACAUAUACCGUACAGAGAAGACAAACACCUCAUUGGCACUGUCCGAUAUGCCAGCAUCAAUGCACAUCUUGGUAUUGAGCAGAGCCGCCGAGAUGACAUGGAAUCCUUAGGCUACGUUUUCAUGUAUUUUAAUAGAACCAGCCUGCCAUGGCAAGGACUAAGGGCUAUGACAAAAAAACAAAAAUACGAAAAGAUUAGUGAGAAGAAGAUGUCCACCCCUGUUGAAGUUUUAUGUAAGGGGUUUCCUGCAGAAUUCGCCAUGUACUUGAACUACUGUCGUGGGCUGCGCUUUGAGGAAGUCCCAGAUUACAUGUAUCUGAAGCAGCUAUUCCGCAUUCUUUUCAGGACCCUGAACCACCAAUAUGACUACACGUUUGACUGGACGAUGUUAAAGCAGAAAGCAGCACAGCAGGCAGCCUCUUCCAGUGGGCAGGGUCAGCAGGCCCAAACCCAGACAGGCAAGCAAACUGCAAAAAACAAGAAUAAUGUGAAAGAUAACUAAGCGCGAAUGAGGAACAGAAGAAGCGGAGCAGAUGAUUCGAGCAGCAUUUGUUUCUCCCUACAUCUAGAAAUUGUAGUUCAUAUGUACACCAGCUAGUGGCUGUGGACAACCAUUUAGUUGGUGUAAAAAACUUUAUUUCAAUAUAAACUGACUCUGGGGAGCGUUGGCGAUGCUGUAACCCAAGGUGUAGCCGCUGUAAUUGUGAAUAUUAACUGAGGUAGUGAAA